This is a messenger RNA of Cyphellophora attinorum, 2193 nucleotides long. RefSeq lists its product as uncharacterized. The transcript has a single exon. Bases 1 to 2193 code for a protein of 730 amino acids. The record is from RefSeq and is a predicted model, not a curated record. Lineage: Eukaryota; Fungi; Ascomycota; Eurotiomycetes; Chaetothyriales; Cyphellophoraceae.
AUGCCACCAAGACAUCGGCGAAGGAAGAGCAUUCCCGCUCCAUUCCUGUUUGUCAAUGAGGACGCGAGUACGGUAACGGGCACGGGCAAUGACGCUCAACGGAACAGGGCAAAGCAAAGCCACGUACAGAGACGAGGUUUCGCAGAACGCACCAAGACCGAAAGAUCACAUGAAUCUGCGCUGUCAGGUCAUUCUCAAGCAGGAGGAUUCAAGCCAGAAGGAAGCGGACAGCCAUCUGUACCUCUGACUCUUCAGCAGCGCCAAUCAGCUUAUAGCCACCCCGUGUCCGUGCCACGGAGCGAGCCGAGCUCGUCAGUGCUUCCUGUGCAACAUCAGACCGAGCCGAAUACGGUCAUAGGCCCAAUCAGCGCCGGCCCUCACCACUCGAUCAAUCACUACCAUUUCUACCAGCAGGCUGCACCUGCGCCCCUACCGACCUCACAGAUUAUAGCACUGCACGACGUCAACACCGCGCUCAAUAACCCUCUCAGAUCAUCCACAGUCCAUCCAUUGCUUAACGACCGCUACCAGCUCCUGCAGAAAUGGACGCCCACGCUUAUGAGCUACUGGACCACGACCCUCCUUCCAGAGAAGUUUUAUCCAGAUUCCCGCAUCGUCCCUGUUGCUCAGAUGCGGCACGCCCAAUACUUUCACAACGAGUUGCAAUUGAGUCUGACAAAGCCCGCUCACGCGUACGCCUUUCUCGCCAACAUCUCUGUGCAAAUGCUACGGAAGGAGGGCCGUCUCCUGAUACCUUCCUCACAUAGUCCAGCCGAUCUCUACUCUUCAAGCACUUCCUCGCCACAUGAAAGCCAUGUGGCCGACGCUCGCAUUCCCGAGCUCUUCAAAGCACACGCCAUCUCUGCUAUCCGGAACGAGCUCUCUGCCAAUCCUCUCUCCCACGACACAGCGCAAGACGUCCUUCACCUGCUCGCGACCGCGUAUCACCAGAACAACAUGGAAGCAGCACGGCCACACUACCAAGCCCUUCUGCGUAUGAUCAACACACUCGGAGGACUAGGAACAUUCAGCGCUUACUUUGCCGAGACUAUGUUCUUGCUGCAUUGGUCAGCGAAUCUCAAAGGCCUGAGUAGACCGACACUGCCCGUCAAGAGCUUCGAUCCCGGAGAGGGACCAGAUGACGUGUGUGCAGUUGUCUCGCAGCUUCGAAAUGCAAGCCCGCUCACAUCUGGCUUCAGUCGCUUAGCACAGCAUAGCUUCAUGGUCAGCCCACAGUUGCUCCAGCUGGCGCAGUCACUCGCAGACGUCAUCCUCUUCGCCCGAUACGCCGAGUUACAACCACUUUACGUUCCUGCGCACUUUAGGUGGAUUGACACGCGACAUAUAGCAGUAGGGUACCACCUGCUGUCAUUGCCACCCGAUGUGAUGUACGGCAAGAUCAAUGAGGCAAUAAGGAUAGCGAUGAUCUUCAGCACUGCGCUGACGAGAAGUCCGCGGAGUGGACAAAGCUGCGCGAGUAUGAGCGUUGGCUUGUCGAGGUUGAGAGACUUGAUCGUCGGCUCGGAUGGGACAACAAGACUGUGGAGCAAUAUCGACGGCGGUACUCAAGCUUUGCUCUGGAUCAGUGUCGUCGGCGGCCUGACAUCUGGAUGGAAGAACCCGGACUCGAGAAAGUGGUUUCGCAGUCUUGCUCAGCAGUGUGGCGAGAAGCUGUGCAUCGACAAGAUCGACUCCGAGCACAGUGCGACACAAGCGAUGAACGACUUCGGACAAGGUUUUGAGCUGCAACAUACUGGUGAGCUUACUUUCACAGCAAACACCUCCACUACGUAUCUAGAGACACCACUAGACCAAGGGGAUCCCUCACAGAUCGCAGUUACUACGUCGAGUGAUCAGCCAUACGAUUACACCACGGCGGUUCCCAUCCCAGAACGAGCCACAGACGACAGCGACAGGUCCGAAGCGCCAGAAGGAGGGCCUGAACAUCGAAUUGACAUUGUAGGCGAGGUCAACGCAGAAGAUGAGCAAGCCACUUGGGAAGCGGACACUUUCACCAGUCCGGGCGGACUUGUACCUGUAGCUGCGACAAAAGCACCAGGUCGCCAAGUGAAGGAAGAAUGGCAGUGUGUUCAAGACAUCCUAUUGAGGUUCAUCUGGGACGAGGCACUUGAGGGCGGGCCGUUGCAGACGUUCUGGUCGGAAAUGCCAGAACAUGGAGCACUUGUAUUCUAA